AUCCAGUGUAGAAAGAAGGAAUGGUGGAGCCGCUGGUAGACCGCGGGAAUUGAUUUCAUUUAACAGUGAUUUACAAGACUAUCGUAUAAACAUUGAUAAUGUGAAAAGGAAAUAUAUACUUUACACCUCAGAACAUUUUUUUUAAAAAGAAAAAAGAAGAGAAGAAGAGGAUUGGAAUCGUUAUACUAUGAAUCAGGAACUUGUAAAACAACUAUUUGAGCACGUAAAGUUGAGCUUGAAUUAUUCCUAUUGUCCAUAUUCGAAGUUUGCAGUAGGAGCUUGUGUACUAUGCGAUGAUGGAAAAACAUUUGUAUACGGAGCCAAUGUUGAAAACGCGUCUUACGGCGCUGGUGUUUGUGCCGAAAGAGUAGCAAUAACGAAAGCGGUGAGUAUGGGAAAAAAAAGUUUUAUGGCGUUGGGUGUUAUGAGUGAUAAAGGAAGAGUUACCCCAUGUGGUAUUUGUCGCCAAGCAAUUCGGGAAUUUUCCAAAGAUAUCGAUAUCUAUCUCUUUCAUCCUGAUGGUACUUUUCAGACGAAAACGAUUGCAGAGCUGUUGCCGGAUUCUUUUGGUCCUGAAGAUUUGGAAUAAAAGCUAGCAAAAAGCUGGAGCCCGUUGUCUAAAUGUCAAUGGGAAGGAAUCAAGUUGAAGGCUGUUGAAUGAGCAUGCAAGUGACAGUAGUAUCGUCGACUUUUCUACAAAAAAAAAAGGUGUUAGAAAUUUAAAUCUAUUAUAAAUAACCUUACCCGCCACGAAAUUUAAGCCCAUAGUUCCUUGCUGCUUUAGCAAACGGAGAAAUCCAUUUUGUAUUCUUGGAGUUCGUGACAGCAGUGUCGCAAAUAGAAUCCGCCAACCGUUUCGUAAAAUCUCCGUCUAUAGAAGUUUCUGAAAGGGCACGGUUGGCGAUCUCUAAAACGGAUCGCGAGUCCAAAUUGUCAAACACUCCAUCGGUAGCUAGAAUGACCAAGUCCCCAUUAUGAAGCUGAUGCUUGGUUAGAUCACUCAUAUAAGGAGUAAUUUCAUUUUUGGACACAUAAGGAGAUGGAUAAAUAGCUAGUUGAUAGGGCAUAUUGAACUGAAGAACCUGAGGAGGAGAUUCAUAGAACACGGCUCCUUUACGAAGGAUCAAAAAACCAGAAUCACCUAGACUAUUUAUGCUUUGUUAGUAUAGGAAAGAAUAAGAAUAAAGUACUUACUUUAAGGAAUGAAGUUUGCCUGAUUGCUUCUCGAAAAUUGUUGUGCAUACAGUAGAAGAGCCGGCUUUUACGCUAUUGCUUUUCUUCAAGGAAGAAAACGCAUUCGUCAACAAGGAAAGAGGAUCAGGGAAUUUGUCGUUAUCAAAAUGCUUGAAUUCCUUUUCGAGUUCUCGGACCAGUCCCCAAGAGAACUUGGAUGGGUCGAUACCAAUACUUGUCCAGCCGCCAACUCCGUCCAAAACGGCAUUGAAAGCAUAUUUUGCAUCUUUUAAACUAGUAAAGGAGUCUUCUCCCGCGUCAGGAUGAUCUAGGGGUUCAGAGUUUUCAAACACGGACGGCUUUUUGUGAAAACUUGUUGCUGAGCUAAUCGUGUAGAUAUAGUUCUUUUUCAUCCAUUGUAGGGAUCUAGUACAAUCCCUACGAAACAGUUGUUGCAUAGAACUCGUUAAAAUCAUUCUACUGUUUAUGAAUUUUCCACUUUUAGGUUGGCUUGCGUUUGAGGAUAGAGGGAUGACGGGUAAAUGCCAUACAAAGCUGUUUUCCUAUUUCUAAUUUAAUUUAAUAUGAAUAAAAGAAACCAAUCUAUUUUUUUCGAUGAAUUAGACAUAUUAUUGUAUACAAACAUCGUUCCAAGUCUAUA
Messenger RNA from Schizosaccharomyces octosporus yFS286, 1834 nucleotides. Its product is annotated as cytidine deaminase Ccd1. Gene Ontology annotation, cellular component: cytosol. Gene Ontology annotation, molecular function: zinc ion binding; cytidine deaminase activity. The record is from RefSeq and is a predicted model, not a curated record. NCBI's taxonomy places the organism in Eukaryota, Fungi, Ascomycota, Schizosaccharomycetes, Schizosaccharomycetales, Schizosaccharomycetaceae. The transcript is spliced from 5 exons. The coding region runs from base 188 to 589 and encodes 133 amino acids.